Molecule: messenger RNA, 874 nt
Organism: Blastocystis hominis
Lineage: Eukaryota; Bigyra; Opalinata; Blastocystidae
Exons: 1
Coding region: 1-765 (254 amino acids)
Source: RefSeq, a predicted model, not a curated record
AUGGCUGCAGGAAAGUAUGAUGCAGAAUACAUCAACUAUUAUUCUGGAAAGAAUGUGGACUACAUAAUUGCGUCCACAGUACUCGUGUAUUCCCCGCCUAGAUAUUAUUCACCGAAAUACAAUGAAUAUUUGUAUGCUCCAUUUAAAAGAAAUCCAUUUUAUCAACAGUAUAGCACACAAAUACCUGAAGCAUGUAACUCGUCAAAUUUUGAGUGUCCUGUUGUCCAUAUUCGAGAAAAAAUAAAAGGAAGGUUCACAUAUUCUGAUAUCAAUUCAUUUAAGGUAGUGAUUGUAUUUCCAUAUGCUGUUCUAUCCUAUUAUCUCGCAGAUUUGAUUACUACUGCAAUUCCAAUGUUUGUGCCUUCACCAUCAUUUAUCGUUCAAAAUAAGAUUAGUUAUGAUAUGAAAGCCGGAGAUCCUUCCUAUUGUGGAAAGAGAUUUCAGGAACCUCCUCGACAUCCUAAUUCAAAACACUUGUAUUCACCUGAGGAUUCUUCAGAAGAGGCCACUGAAUAUUGGCUUCAAUAUGCUUCCUAUUAUACUCCAUGCUCAAUUAUUUUCAACAAUAUCUCGCACCUAGUUGAGUUGAUGAAAACAACAAAUUAUUCUCAUGUGUAUGAAUGCAAUUUGAAGUAUCGCCAACAUAUUAUCAAUCACAACAAAAUGCAAUGGAAUAAGUUGUUUCAAAAAAUACAAGUAAAUAGAGUAAUGCCCACUAGUUGGAAUGAAUCGUUGAAUUGGUUUGGAGAAACAAGUUUUUACUAAUGUUGAUAUAUAAGUAAUACAAUAUAUAGUAUUUUUGUGAAAGAAUUAUGUGUGAUUAUUUCAUAUGGAUCGUUUUUCAUAAUUCUGUGCACGUGUCUUUUCCAAUAUA